UGUUGAUUAAUUUUUUUCAAUUGCAAAAUGUUACAUCAUUUAAUUUUUUCACAUAAUUCCGAUCGAAUUGUUUCAUUAACAAUUCGAACAAUUUUACAAUCCAAACAACGUUAUCAUUUUUAUUCAACAAUUAAUUCGAUAAACAGAAUUAUCGAUUCGAACAAGAAUUAUUGUCAAAAUGAUGAAUUUAUUGGAUGGAGGAAACGUUUAUUUAAAUUAUUAUUACCAAAUCGAUCAUUUAUUAAUCUUUGUCAAUCAUCAUCAUUUGUGUUGAAAUUUCAACAAUCUAAAAUUCGUUUCAAUGAUGGUAAUCAACGACAAUCAAGUCAAGGUGAUAAUAAUAGCAACAGCAGUGGCAAUAAUCGUAACAACGAUAAAGAUGAUCCAAAUCGUGAUGAUAAAAAAUUAAUGGCAUAUGGUCUUGUUUGGAUGGCACUUGGUUAUACAAUGAUAACAUUAAUAUCAUUAAUGUUUCCACCGGCUAAUAAACCAGAUGUAUUACGUUUUGUUUCAUGGAAUGAAUUCUAUCAUCAAAUGUUAUCAAAAGGAGAAGUAGAAUUAAUUGUCGUAAAACCAGAUCUCGAUCUGGUUACUAUUUAUCUACAUGAAGGUGCUAUUAUUCGUGGAAAAAAAGCACCAUUUCGUCAAUAUCAUAUGAAUAUUGUUGAUGUAAAAAAAUUUGAAUCAAAAUUACGUGAAGCCGAAGCUAAAUUAGGUAUCCGAUCUGAUCAAUCAGUACAGAUUAUCUAUGAACGUAAUCAGGAAAAUGUUUGGUUUGCAUUAUUAUCACUGUUGGUUCUUGGUGCAAUUGUAUCAAUGUUUAUGAGAAAUAGUUCAAUGUCAAAAUCACAAAUGAUUGGUUCAAAUAUGUUUUCCAAUUUAAGACGUGCAAAAUUUACUAUUGUUGAUCCAUUGAUUGGUGAUGGUAAAGGUGUACGAUUUAAUGAUGUUGCCGGUUUAAAAGAAGCAAAAGUUGAAAUAAUGGAAUUUGUUGAUUAUCUUAAAUCACCGGAAAGAUUUAAAAUGUUGGGAGCUAAAAUACCAAGAGGCGUAUUACUUUUAGGACCACCUGGAUGUGGUAAAACUAUGUUGGCUAAAGCUGUUGCAACUGAAGCAUCGGUACCUUUCCUAGCGAUUAAUGGUUCGGAAUUUAUUGAAAUGAUUGGUGGUCUAGGUGCAGCUCGUGUGCGAGAUUUAUUUGCCGAAGCAAGAAAACGUUCACCUUGUAUUGUUUAUAUUGAUGAAAUCGAUGCGAUCGGUAGAAAACGUAGCGGUGAACGUAUGGCUGGUGGUACAAGUGGUGAAGAAGAACAAACAUUAAAUCAAUUAUUGGUCGAAAUGGAUGGUAUGGGUCAACGUGAUGAAAUUAUAAUGUUAGCAUCGACUAAUCGUGCCGAUAUUCUUGAUCGUGCAUUAUUACGACCAGGUAGAUUUGAUCGUCAUAUUCUUAUUGAUUAUCCAACACUAGAAGAACGAAAAGAAAUAUUUAUUUCACAUUUUCGUUCGGUAAAAUCGGAAAAAGAACCGAAAUUUUAUGCAAAACGUAUGGCACAAUUAACACCAGGUUUUUCUGGUGCUGAUAUUGCUAAUGUUGUUAAUGAAGCUGCAUUACAUGCUGCACGUGUUGGAAAAAAAUUAGUACAAGCUGAUGAUUUGGAAAUAGCUAUUGAACGUGUUGUUGGUGGACCAGAAAAACGUACCGAUGUAAUGGGACCACAAGAAAAACGUAUUAUUGCCUAUCAUGAAUGUGGACAUGCAUUAGUCGGUUGGUUAUUACCGAAUACAGAUGCAUUAUUAAAAAUUUCAAUUGUACCACGUACAACAAAUGUACUUGGUUUUGCACGUUAUCUACCAUCGGAUAGAAAACUUUAUACACAACAAGAAUUAUAUGAAAGAAUGUGUAUGGCACUUGGUGGUCGUGUUGCAGAAGCAUUAACAUUUAAUCAUGUUAGUUCUGGUGCACAGGAUGAUCUGAAUAAAGUAACAAAAUUAGCAUAUACAAAAAUUCAAGUAUAUGGUAUGGAUCCAUUAGUUGGUAAUCUAAGUUUUGAUUAUGAAGAAAAUAAAUUUGGUAAAAAACCAUUUAGUAGAAAAUUAGCAAGAAUAAUUGAUGAACGAGCCAGGUUAAUGGUUGCACAAGCAUAUAAAGAUACUGAAAAAUUAUUAAAUAAUAAUCGUGAUAAAUUAAAAUUAAUGGCUGAAGAAUUAUUACUUAAAGAAGUUUUAAAUUAUUCCGAUAUUGAACGUUUGAUUGGACAAUCACCAUUUGGUAAAAAAAAUCUUGUUGAACAAUUAGAUUUAAAUUCAUUGAUUGAUACGACAUCUAGUGAUACAUCAACAACAACAACAACAUCCAACGAUAAUAAUAAUUUGAAUGAUGAAAAAUCAUCAUCAUCAUCUGAUGAAAAUCAGAUGCCGCCAUCAUCGUCACCAUCAUCAUCAAAUUCCGAAGACAGCGGUAAUGAUAAAUAGUUUUCUUUUUGCAUAAAUAAAUUGUCAAUUUCAUUGGAAAAAAAACAAAGCAAAAUAAAAAGCCUAAAAACCUUA
Dermatophagoides pteronyssinus (European house dust mite) is the source of this 2547-nucleotide messenger RNA. It is a transcript of the gene Spg7, whose product is annotated as SPG7 matrix AAA peptidase subunit, paraplegin. NCBI's taxonomy places the organism in Eukaryota, Metazoa, Arthropoda, Arachnida, Sarcoptiformes, Pyroglyphidae. Gene Ontology annotation, biological process: mitochondrial protein processing. Gene Ontology annotation, cellular component: m-AAA complex; membrane. The record is from RefSeq and is a predicted model, not a curated record. Gene Ontology annotation, molecular function: ATP binding; ATP-dependent peptidase activity; ATP hydrolysis activity.